Mesocestoides corti is the source of this 3444-nucleotide messenger RNA. The record is from the annotation of a GenBank genome assembly. NCBI's taxonomy places the organism in Eukaryota, Metazoa, Platyhelminthes, Cestoda, Cyclophyllidea, Mesocestoididae.
UUGACGAACGAACCUCGUCUAGGUGUUCCUGAACCUUUUAAUGGCCAACCCUCUGGAGCUGUCGUUUUCUCAAUCAUUGGAAGUCCGGAGGUGAGGAGCACUUUUUCUACAGAAACGGUCAAACUUGGUGGAUUUUAUUUCCUUCGACUUCGCACAAAUAACAAUGCAGAGUUCAAUACCAAGAAACGAUCGAUCUACGCUUUUGAUGUUCAAGCUGUGUUUCAGUCUCAAAAAAUUGGUGACAGACCCCCAAUAAAGCUUUCCAACCAGACUCACAUUGUAAUUCGUGUAAUUGACCGCAAUGACAAUUGUCCAUUUUUCUCUCAAGACACAUUUCACUGGACUGUAUUCGAAAAUGCAACAUUGUUCACUAGAAUUGGGACGGUUUCUGCUACUGACGCAGAUACGGGGAUCAGUGGACAGAUCUAUUUUGUUCUUCAACCGGAGCGAACCAUUGUUCCAUUUCGGAUCGAUGCGCGUUCUGGUGAUGUAUUCCCGACGAAAAGCCUAGCAAUAAAACGUGGAAAAUCAUCACAUAUAGAACAGACCACAUACUUAUCAAUGUAUGAAGGGCUCGAAGAUUACUCUUUUAGAGUGAUCGCUCGACACCGAGGAAAUCUGAGUCACGUACCUUGCGAAUUCGUCAUUCACGCUCAAGUGAAUAUCAGAAUACAAGCUGUUCGAUCAAGUGGUCCGAAGAUAAAUUCCGUUCUGUUUUCCGAUAUCCCAAAACCCGGUGCUCCUGGAACAGCCUAUGCCAGUAUCAAAGUGACAUCCCCCAGUGAUCCUCAAAACAUACAACUUACUAUCAUCGAGACUGAGGCCAUGGCCAUUUUUGAACUUGUGAGAGUGGGGUUUCAGCCAGAAUGGUUGCUCCGAUUAAAGGCCCAAUACCCUUUGCUCUCACUGAAUUCGCGAAUCGGAGUCACACUGAAAGCCGUCGAUACCGAAUAUGCUUCAGUAGAAAACAUUCCAUCGACCAGCCAGGAUUUUCUGGACGUGGCACUUUUGCCUUGGCCCAUGUUUCGAAUUCACCUACCUCGAGAAAUUAAGGUGUCUGUCAGCGAAGUGGCUCUAGUCAACUCCACUAUCUUCAUCAUCAAUCCAAAACUAGACUAUUAUAUUCAUAAUUCCAGUUUCUUGUUUUCACAAUUGGAAAAGAAUGAGGAGCUACCUUUUGAAAUUACAAAAACAGGAGCAGUCGUUGUGACAAAGAGUGUCGAUUUGGAGACUUUGCGCACGAAUCUUGUCGAAGUACCUUUUACAGUUGUUGACCAGAAUAACAUUCUUCUAAGUAGCUUGGCUGAUUCCAAACUCGUGAUCAAUAUCAUUGACUAUAAUGAACACGACCCUGUAAUAUCUAACAGUGUUGCCGAGCGAUCUAUCCCGGAGUCUCUUCCAGUUGGGAGUGAGGUUUUGCAAAUCGAAGCCUACGAUCCGGAUUUUUCAGCCACUCGCCUAUCAUUUAGCCUAUUCGACGAAGACAAAUUGCCGUUUAUUUUUUCGACUACUAAACCAGGAUCAUUGAUAUUGAAAACACGACUUGAUGCCGAAACAAUGCCGGCAGAAUUUCACAUUAAAGUAAAGGUGUCCGACUCAGGUCUACCUUUUCCGCGCAGUGCAAUUGUAAUCUACGUCAUUCGGAUCAUUGAUGUCAACGAGUUUAGCCCAGUGUUUGUCGAAAAAUCGUGUAGUGCGCAGCUAGCUGUUACAUCACAUGGACAAAUUCAAAUCCUGGCACCAUCGGGUUUGGAGUUGGGGAGCUUUUUCGCUGAAGAUCUAGAUCGAGAUGGGAGUAGUACUGUCCAAAUUCGCCUAGCUUCUACCACAGUAACAAGACCGUGUUUCAAAAUCGAUCCGGUUUCAGGACGUUUGCUUCUAAUUUGCUCCAAUAUCGGCCCUCCCGGAACCACUGUGAGUGUCUACCUAGAAGCGACGGAUGGUAACCGAACAUCUGAGCAGCCUUUUGAAUUGAAAAUCAAUUUGGUUCAGGCGGACUAUGGCCAUGUUUUUUCAAAGUCUUGCCAACCCUCUAAUAUCUACGAAAAGGUGCAAGAACAAAAACAGAAGCGGACGGAUUACGAACAUCUUAUUUCUAAUUCUACAAGUAUUGAUAGUUUCUUCAAAAGAUUCGAUGUCGAAAGUGCCCCGAGCCUAAGCAUCCCACCAACAAUCAAAAUUCCAGAAAAUCUGCCAAUUGGAACACCGAUUCUCCACUUUGGUGCAAGAUUCGUCGAUCCUUUGAAACCGGAUAGGGUUCAUCGAUUGGUUUACGGUGUCGAGGCCCAGAAGACCCUGAUGGCUACAGGAGCUAUGAUGACUCCACCCUAUCAGGCUUUCUGCUUACGAGGCAAAUCGACCUCCGAUGUUGAUACUGAUGAAGAAAUGACGCUUGAAGUGGCAGCUCCAAUUGAUCGCGAGGCCUUUUCGGCCUUCUUAUUAUCGAUACAGGUCUGCGUCUUACAAGAGUCCCUCGGGCCAUGUGUUACCAGCAACCUGACAAUCCACAUCGAGGAUUUGCCUGAUGAACCUCCAAAAUUUGUUAUGGAGAAUAAGAAUGCACACACCUUCUCCGUCUCCGAAAAUGAUUUGGAGGGUUCAUUUAUUGGCCAAAUGUUUGCUGAAGAUGGUGACGCUGAAAGCAAGCUAAGAUUCUCCCUCAGAAACUUCAAGGAUACGUUCAGGAUACACCACCGAACCGGCCGUAUAAGCCUGAAAAAAAAGCUUGACCGUGAGCUGGUCGAUUCCUAUCUAUUGACAGUUAAAGUCAGGGAUGUUCUCGACCUUCCUCCCCUGGCGUCGCCAUCCCAUCUUCACGCCUUGGCACUGAAUGCGACCCCUGACUGGGCCUUAGUUCGAACUGCAACCACCUACGUCCGUGUCAACGUCCUUGAUACAAAUGACAAUAGACCGGAAUUCAUAGCGACCUACGAUAAUCUUGUUGUACCCGCAGAUCUCCCUGAGGGUGCUUAUGUGACGACGCUUCGGGCUAGAGAUGCCGACUCCGGGCAUAACGCCGUUCUCCAGUACAGUCUGUUUGGUGGAGAAGCAGACAAGAUGUGUUUUGAUUGUGAGCUCACCACCGGAGUAGUGCGCAUUGCUCCUGACUGCGGCGGGCUUCGGCCCGGUCACGUUUACUCACUGACAGCUUGGGUUUGCGACCUUGGCACACCGGAUCCGCUGCAGACCAGCUCGCCUUUCAAGGUUACUGUCGUGGAUUUGAGAGUGAAUGUAUGGCCUCCGAGGUUCGAUGCACCGAACGGGCUGUAUGAGGGCAAGUUGCUUGAAGGUGUGCCGAUCGGAAGCAAAGUGAUGCAAAUCGGCGGUGGACAGCCGUUACGAGUGAGCGCUAGUGAUCCCGAGGAUCUUCCCAUUGUUUUUAGGGCUGAUGGUGGAAGCGGAUUAGGGAUUUUCACAGUCAGCGAUGAUGGUAAGUCAUGCUAA